Molecule: messenger RNA, 2987 nt
Organism: Amoebophrya sp. A25
Lineage: Eukaryota; Dinophyceae; Syndiniales; Amoebophryaceae
Source: the annotation of a GenBank genome assembly
CAAAUGUACUUAGAAGUCUUUCAAUUUUUCAUCCUGCAGCCUUCAAUGAAUGGAGGUAAGCAUCAGCUUCUUUCGUCCUGCAAAAUUAUAAAAGACUUCUUUAUUCAUAUUCCCUAUAAAGAAAGACAUGCAGCAUUCCUCGUCAUCCUUCUUGCACACCAUCUUCUCGUCAUUGCCAGUGCCCUUGUCCUGGUGAAAUGUCACUUCUUCGAAAGACUUCACUAGAGUCAGCCUGCAAAAUGUCACUUCUUGCCCGAACCAUGCUCUUCGCUUUCGGCUCGUCACGGCAAAAGAACUACAACACUCUCUUCAACAUAUUACCCAUGGUAAUAGUAUCCUUGCACCUUUUCCUUGAUCUCGAUGCAGGACCAGAAUUGGUUCACGCAGCCACUCCUACAUCUUCUAGCAGCACAGGAGCACGUCAAGGAGAAUUUCCUAUCCCAUACUCACCUCAACAUCUCGCAAGUUCAUCUUCACGGCCUGUCCGUAACAGUUGUGACCUUAGACUUAUCACCCAGCAUAAAGGAGCGGCGCCUGGGACUGGAGAAGCACAACAUGUACUAGGUGGUCCAGUUCUUGUCUACAACUUGCACACAACAGGGACAGCUACUGGAACUGGCGUUGUUGUUUUAAAUCCACAUGUAGUCGGAGGCGGAGCACUACCCCAUUCACGUGGAAAUAGCAAGGCGACCAAUGAUCUUCAAGCUCAAAUUCCUAUAACUACUAGCGCAGGCGUGGUCGUGCCUACAGUUAGUACACCCACUGCAAGCAGAGCAGGAAGUAAAGCGACCUGUACCUCUAUAAUCGGUGCUGGUGCUCCUGUUCUCGAUGUUCCUCUGGCGUCCUCUAGUGGUCAUGGUACAUCUCCAACAGCCCAGCAACACAUGCAUUUCUAUAAUCCAGGACAGUCUCAAUCUCAGUCACAUCAAUCUUCACCAUGGCCACCAACUCCUAGUUCGAGGACGUGUAGAAUUCGUCCGGCAGGUGUAGGGGGUUCUGGCUCCUUUACUUCAGCAGCAUCUGGCAUCAGCUAUCGACCUGACACGUCAGCAUCAGAAGCGUCAGCGAAUAAAGAUAGUAUGUACGUGAAAUCCGCUAUGGUUAACGAACAUCUUGAAGCUUGUCAACAGAGGCCUAUCAUGCCUGGCACGCCAGCCACUGGCUACAGGCCUAUGACCGGUCCUGGUACGCCGGCUAAAAACAGUUACAACCGCAGAGGAAGCACUGCUCGUGCACGUGGUAGUACCAGCGCUCCAGAAUCGCCAAUGCCCUUGAUACCUUCCGAGACCUCAGGACACGAUCCAGUUUGGACCUCUGUCGCACCAUCCACUACUCCCAAGAGAAAAGAGCUACUGAGAGAAUCAUCGAAAAACAGUAGAACUACUACACCUUGCUCGUCUUGUCCGAGUACACUUGGAGAGGGGAAAAAGCCGUCUCUUGCUGCCUCCAUUAAUGGACCUCUGCUUGCGUCAUCUUCGAAAGCUGGUGUAUCCCAGUAUGAAGCAAAGCAACCACCUUCAACUGCAAGUCAAGGAGUGAGCAGACCACCGACUGCUGCCACCAGCGUCAACCUUCAACGACCAUCGACUACCAUGUCUAGAGCUUCCCAGCAAAUGUCGGCCACAACUUCAAUGGAACUAUUGGAACAAUACAGUGCCAAUAGCGGUACUGGAGCUGAACAAGGCAGAAUCACAACCACCGCCAACGCUGCUGUGCCCACCGGUCAACAACAACAACCUUCGACAUCUGUUACCGGAACAACGAAGCUGACGUCGGCGUCGCGAGAUCUUCAAUUAAGGGUACUUAUAACGUGAAGUCAUCUUGCUUCUGGCACAUCAUGUGUAGCUUACAGCUGUUUUUUGUUGCUCCAAUCAUUUGCUAGAUGAAGUUAGUAGUACUAGAAGUACUUGCUAGAUGAAGUUAGUAGUACUAGAAGUACUAGAUGUUCUACUAUUGUACAGCAGUGGAAGAUGCUGGCUUGUCAAGGUUCUAACCUAAGCCGUAAUUGCCGAAACCGAUUGUGGAUGGGGCAAGGCGCCUAGAGGAGCGCCUAGGGCACAACCGUCGCAAUACGAGUGCGACUCUUCAAAGACGUUUGCACUCGGGGGCGUGGGUGUGACCCAUCACGGCUUCAUCAGAAAUUACGAGAGUAGGCCUCCUGGAGAUACAAGCAGACAACAAGCACGAGCUCCGAAUAGAAUUAUUUAGGAGGAGUGGAGCAGGGGAGAGGAGUCAGUCGUGUAAAUCUUGCAUACCAUAAGGAUCGAUAAGUAUUAUAUUUAUACUAACGAUUGCGAAUGUGAUGGAUUUCUUUGGGACAGGGCACUCCCAAGAUUAUAGCAGUUCUUGCGUACUUAAUAACUUUUUUUCAAGCGAUAUUGUCCACUUAGUAAGACAGAUAGUUGUCCCACAUAUUCUUUUCGCUAAAGUAGGACUCUGUCAUCGAUCUGUCUAAAAUAUGAAUCAAUGAUCUUACAACUACGUACAGCCUCUCCAAUAGCUUGUGACAUAUCCUAUCUAGAUAAUCAUGCGGCACCAGGUAGCUGUUAUAUUAACUCCGUGAAAGAAAGAAAAGCACCUUUGAUGAUUCUACAAGUAUAAGUAAGAAUGUUGCAUCAAGAACAUGAUCAUGAUUAUGACAUGAAAGAGAAUACAGAGACUCGCUGAUGGACACUGCUACUGCUGGAACACUUAUUACUACUUCUCCAUCUAUUCCUACUUCUACCCACUACUACCACAUACAUAGGAACAAUCUGAUUACCGUCUGAGAUUACUUGUCAACGGUCGUCAACGUUUUGGAUGCUAAGUAUGAUAUCAAACCAGAAGAUUGCCAGAGCACGUAGAGGACUGCUCUUUCGACUCCGUAUAUUGUUACCCAAGCCCCCUUCAUACCCACCAGCAAGUAACCUCCACAACCAGCUUGAAAUAAUCAUGGUCAUGGAAAAAUAUACUCUGUCUUGCAUAUUACUACGAGGAUUUGCGUGCUG